Molecule: messenger RNA, 780 nt
Organism: Mitosporidium daphniae
Lineage: Eukaryota; Fungi; Microsporidia
Exons: 1
Coding region: 1-780 (259 amino acids)
Source: RefSeq, a predicted model, not a curated record
AUGGCGGGCGGCCCAAAUCAUACCCUUGCUAUUAUGGAAGAUAAUAGCGUCUGGGGCGCUGGCCUCAAUUGUUCAGGCCAAUUGGGUCUUCCGCAGAGCAUAGACCGUGUUCAUACAUUUACACACAUUUUCCAACUCCCAAAAACGGUUUCGAUCCAGGCUGUGGUGUGUGGAUGGGAUUUCAGCAUCGUAUUAUCAAAGGAGAAUUGUCUUUGGGUCGCCGGCUCAAACAGAAAAGGAACCAUAUUGCUGGAGUCGCAAAGGCCCUAUUUCUCCUUUGAAAAGAUCGAGCCUGCAAUGGAAUCGAUUUGCAAGCUUUCAGCUGGACUGUACCACGUCCUUGCUCUAACACACGGACAAAAACUCUACGGUUGGGGAGAUGGAAAAAAGAUGUUGUUCGGAAGAAACACAGGCAUUACUCAGCCAAUCCUCCUGGAAUUCCCGGAAACAUGCAUCAUUGACAUGGCUGCAGGGAUCAAGGUUACGGUGGCUCUUGGUGCAUCUGGUACCGUUUAUGUGAACUCGAAACAUGAAGGUGGAUUUUCCCCCCUGUUCAAGGUUUCGAAUGGCCCCGUUGAUUCAUCGCAUUCACUGCACUCGACAUGGCAUUCCUUUUUCAUGGUGACGCGGAAUAAGCUUUUUGGAUGGGGACGCAAUAACUUUUCUCAAAUUUCAAGCAGCCAUCCUUCAACUCUGAGCGUCAGUCCAGCCACCAUUGACGACCUCCCGUUUGCCGCUUCAGAAAUCGCAAAGGUACCCCAUGUGGCUAAUGUUUGGUAG